AAUUUUCACAGACCAAUGAGCAAUUCAGAGAUGAAAAAUAGGACAUUGAUUGAGGACAUAAGGAGUCUGAGAUUGAUAACUGGAGUUAACACUCCAUACCUACCAAAUGGCCAAAUUGAUCUUGAAGCAUAUGAUAAAUUGGUGAAUAUGCAGAUUGAAAAUGGUGUUCAAGGGAUUCUUGUUGCUGGCACAACCGGUGAAGGCCAAUUGAUGAAUUGGAAUGAUAAAAUAAUGCUUAUUGGGCACACAGUUAACCUUUUUGGUGAUAAAGUUAAGGUUAUUGGUAAUGCAGGAACAAAUUGCACAUCAGAUGCAAUUAAAGCCACAGAGAGAGGUUUUGCUGUUGGAAUGCAUGCUGCACUUCAUAUAAACCCUUACUAUGGGAAAACCUCAAUGGAAGGUUUAGUUGCUCAUUAUAAUAGUGUGCUUUCAAUAGGGCCUGUUAUUAUAUAUAACAUACCUUCAAGAACUGCUCAAGAUAUUCCUCCUAGUGUGGUUGAAAUCUUGGCUAAAAGUUCUAAUUUGGUUGGUGUUAAAGAGUGUGUGGGGAAUGAAAGGGUCAAAGAGUAUUCAAGUGAAGGAAUUGUUGUGUGGACUGCUAAUGAUGAAGAAAGCCAUGAUGCUAGAUGGGAUUUUGGGGCUGUUGGAGUUAUGUCUGUUGCAAGCAAUUUGAUUCCUGGUUUAAUGAGAGAACUCAUGUUUGGAGGAAAGAAUCCUACACUGAAUUCAAUGCUCAUGCCUCUGUUUGAUUGGCUUAACUUAGAGCCAAACCCAAUUGCUUUGAACACUGGUCUUGCUCAACUUGGUGUUAUUAGGCCAGUUUUUAGGCUACCACAUGUGCCUCUUCCUGUGGAGAAAAGGAUAGAGUUUGUGCAUUUGGUGGAGGUAAUGGGUAGAGAGAAUUUUGUUGGUGAUAAAGAUGUUGAAGUUCUUGAUGAUGAUGACUUUAUCAUUGUUGGUAGAUAUUGA
This is a messenger RNA of Gastrolobium bilobum, 969 nucleotides long. Its product is annotated as 4-hydroxy-tetrahydrodipicolinate synthase, chloroplastic-like. The record is from RefSeq and is a predicted model, not a curated record. Gene Ontology annotation, molecular function: 4-hydroxy-tetrahydrodipicolinate synthase activity. Bases 16 to 969 code for a protein of 317 amino acids. NCBI's taxonomy places the organism in Eukaryota, Viridiplantae, Streptophyta, Magnoliopsida, Fabales, Fabaceae. The transcript has 2 exons.